Molecule: messenger RNA, 1249 nt
Organism: Puccinia graminis f. sp. tritici CRL 75-36-700-3
Lineage: Eukaryota; Fungi; Basidiomycota; Pucciniomycetes; Pucciniales; Pucciniaceae
Exons: 2
Coding region: 18-1133 (371 amino acids)
Source: RefSeq, a predicted model, not a curated record
GAAGCGUCUUGUUCCGGAUGACAAAGAGAACAAAAAAAGACACGCGGGCUGAUGUCCUGGUUCCGGACAUCACACUGCUGCUAAUUCGGCUCAGCUUCACAACCUCAAGAGUUAUAAAGCGCAGUCAUCUUAAUGGCCACGGGGGGCACUCUCCCAUCGCAACAAAUCGGCAAAAUAAACUCAAACAAACGCGGACCAUCCAAUUUUUACAAAUCUUCAAAACAGCCCUUCCAAGCCAAAAAUCCACCCGAACAAUCACAACAGGAAUGACUCAACGAUCCAAUCCUAGUGGAUUGGAUGGAAAUCUUCCCGGAGAAGAAGGUCCUCGUGGCCCAACUUCUACUACUCCAGAAAUGGGCUCCCCAGCGCUUCAUUCUGCAGCGAACAACCAUGCCAGUUCCGAUAACAUCUACGGGCCAGAGGAUGAAUAUCUCAUUUUUGGUAGUUCCCCUAUAGAAAUCACCGACGACCCGUCGCAGGCUGAGAGCAGUCAGCACCCGCCCCCACCCGUGGGCUUUGAAGCUCUUCGAAAAGACCCCAAGUAUUUCGCCUAUCGUCACAUCCCGCCCAUCACCCGCGGCCUUACAAUGUUGAGGCCCCUGGAAGAAUAUCUAGAGAAGCUUAAGCCCCGGGACCAAACCAACAUCGCGCGAUACUUUCGCGAAUUGGACCGCGAGACGGCUGAGAUGCUACAUGGUCCUCUCCAACCAAGGGACUUCAUUUACUCGUACGACUUUGUUGAUGAAGACUCCACUCCCGCGAUCGCCCGUAGUAUCUCGAAAUUGUUUGAUUUGAACACGCAGGGCGUUAAUCGAAUCCUCCAAACUAUACAACUUGACCGUGUUGACCUGUGUCUUCAUUCCCCCCAUUCCCGCCAUAGGCCAGAAGCAGUGGAUUGGCUGCUGGAUUCUCUUGGACUACAUCCAGUAUCCUCACUAUUAUCUGAAGACCCUGAUCCUAACAGGAUCGAAAAGUGCUCAAUCUGUCUGAAGGAAUACGACCCCGAAAUUCCGGUAAUUGUGCUACUAUGCCAUCCUGAACACCACUUCCACACAGACUGUAUCAGAAGAGCUCUGAACAAAGUCGCACGCUGUCCGUGUUGCCACGUCGAUGUCCUGAUGCCCCGAGAUUGAGCUCACUGUCGCCAAAACCCCUGCUCUUUACAUCUGAUCCUGACCAAGACUUUUUAUCCUGAAAUGCUAUCUUUAUCAUACACAAUAAUCACAGCAAGUUUCGCACAAAAUUUCGA